Messenger RNA from Pararge aegeria (speckled wood butterfly), 2423 nucleotides. RefSeq lists its product as uncharacterized. Lineage: Eukaryota; Metazoa; Arthropoda; Insecta; Lepidoptera; Nymphalidae. Gene Ontology annotation, molecular function: protein binding. Bases 124 to 2085 code for a protein of 653 amino acids. The transcript has a single exon. The record is from RefSeq and is a predicted model, not a curated record.
AUCGACUUUUCAAGUUUUAUCUGACUUUUGUUUAUUUUGAAUUUCCACUUGUGCCGCCCAACCUAAAAUUUAGUGGAGUUAAAUUGAAAUUGUUUCUCAUAAGUUGAUUGUGUUGUACAUAAAAUGUUGUAUGAAAUAUCGCGUAAAGUUAUAAAAAUAAACAAGUAUGAGGAAACCAAUCUAUCCUGGAACAACAACGUGUUAACAGUACGCGGUAACAAAGAAUUGCAUAUGUUAGAUUUUUCGUACAAUUUAAAUUCCUUGCAAAAUGGAAUUGACUUUAAAGAGUGUACGGUGAGCUCUAGCAAGACCAGCCCCGUGUCAAAUGAUUAUUUAACUAAAUACGUUUCGCGUGGUGUGAGAAAUUCGGAGCUUGUGGAAAUGGUUACAAACUCUGCCUUUUGGUCCCAUAAUAAACUCUUAUUGAAGGAACUGAACAAAGUCACGGCAUACCAGUGGUCACCCUUCAACCUCAUAUGUGAAAACGAUAGUCUAUUAGCUGCUGUUAACAGCGUUGGAAAUGUGGAAUUUUUUGCACCAAGAAGUCAUGGUUGGUAUUCCGUUAUGGACUUUUCGUCACGAAUAACAUUAUUGCACGAAAAUAUCGAUAAACGACGUGAAAUUCCAAAGAACUUUGCAGAAGUUAAAGAAACUGUCUACACCCUUGAGACAUCAUCAAUUUGUUGGGCUUCAAAUUUAAACAAAGAUAAUUCCGCCUAUUUUGUCACAGCCCAGAAAUCAGGUGACAUAUUAUUUUGGGAGAUAAAAUAUCAUCAUGCUAAUAUUGAAAUAGAAUUCUGUGGUAGCCUCCAGAAUUCAAAUCAUAUAGAAAUAGUAGAAAUGCUCUGGAUAACUAUUGACAAAAAUAAGUUUUUUUUGGUUUGCUCAAAUGAGUAUGGUGAAAUUGGUUUGUAUGAGUGCCAAAUAAUGGAAAAACAGGUCACUCUGCUGAAAACAAACAACAUUUGGCCAUAUAAAGAUAAGAUGGUUGUAACAUACCUUCAUUCCCAUUUUUACAAUGACAACAUUUUAUUAAUUUUUAAUAAGCACAGACAUUUAGUCGUUCAAAUGUAUGACCCAAAUUUUAAAUUAUUAUUUCAGGAUGUACAAAAUGUCAAUGAUUAUAAAAUAACAUCUGUUGCAAAAUAUAAGGAUAUGUUUUACUUGACCACUCUCAAUAAUAAAAUAUAUAAAAUUGAUUUUUCAAUAACCAAUGAGACUCUAGAGGUUUCUUUAAAAGUAAUUGAAAUCAAAGAAUUAGGUUCAUCCUACGAAUUGUAUGAUAUUGCUGUUUCCCCGAAUAGUUCUUUAUUUGCACUUGCAGUGAUAAAUAGAAAACUAUUGCCCAAGAAACAGACUAUAAGCAUUGAACUAGUUCUCUUAAGUCCUGAUAUUGGUUGUGAUACAGAAAUUACAAAUAUUAUAAAUAAUCCCACAAAAAAGCUUACACACAUGUGGGAUGCCAUAGAAGUGCUCAGAUGUAAAGCAUUGAAAACAAAAAAGCUUCCAGAAUUUAAUUAUGGUUUACUACUAAAAGAUGACCGUGAUAUCUACAACCUCAAAGUGUAUCUAAUCAUUCUAAAAAUAUAUAAUAAUUUAGAGAAAUCCAUGUCUUUUGGUUUAAAAGAAAUGUUCCCACAAAAAUCUAUUGACACUAUAAAGGAAAAAAUACUUAUGGUUCAAGCUUUAAUGCAGAUUGAAAAUGUGUAUGCAAAUUAUAAACGUAAUGCUCACUUAAAUGGUUUUUAUAUUGAAUGUUUUGUAGGUUGCAAAAAUUAUUUAAAUUACUACUGUAACAAGUAUAACAAACAAUUGUCUGAUUAUUUUACCAAUGAUGUUCUUAAUUCCUUAAAUGUUAAUUUUAAAUACCAGUGUCAGUGGUGUGAUGAGUACCUUAUAGGCUUUUCGUGUACGAAUGAAAAAAGACAUGUUAACAUGAUGUGCUCUCAUACUUUCACCCCAAUUGAAAAAGAUUAUCUUUUCUGUAAAAGCUGCAAUGCUACUGCAAGAGUGGAGUUGUACGAUAAAAACCCAAUUUGUGUGUUUUGUGAUUUAUAUUUAAUAAACAGUGAUUUGAUAACAUAAAAGAAUGGUUCCGAAAAUAUGUAUAAAUAUACAGGUAGUUAGGUAUUUUUGAAAAUUUAUUAAAAAUCAUUUUGAUUUACAGUAAAAAGUUUUAUUUAACCGAAGUGCAGUAAGUCUGAUGAAGGUGUUUUCUUGUGAUCAAUGUAUGACAAUAUUCAGGUGUAUAAUAUAGGGGAAGAUUGGUAUGUUGUGGAGUUGUACGAUAAAAACCCAAUUUCUGUAUUUUGUGAUUUAUAUUUAAUAAACAGUGAUUUGAUAACAUAAAAUGAUGGAUCAGAAAAUAUGUAUAUUUAGUUAGUUAUUUUUGUUAAUUUAUUAAAAAUCAUUUUUGAUUCACA